CAUAGCGUAACAUCAACUCGACAUAACUGAACACAUAUCCUAGCAACCCGGAGGUAUGUCGGUAACCUGAGCAAUGCGUAGAUUGUUGAUUUUGUUGUAUUGUGCAGGAAAAAAACUGAUAGAUUGUGUAAACUAGGGGAAUUUUUAAAUACUAAUCUUUGGUGAUUAUCCAAUGGCCGAACGCAAUGUUGAACUGCAGACUACGUUAGUUCGUUACAACAAUCCGGUGCUUGUAAUUAAACAUACAGAAAAGAAGGAAACACCGCCCGAUGCUUCAAAGGAGCAGCUUGGCCGUCCCGGAUCGGGCGGGGCUGUGGUUCUGGAGAGUCCACGGGAAACAGAAGAAAUCUUGAACUGUAUUUUACCGCCUAAAUACUGGGAAGAGGAGGGUCAACUGUGGACACAGACCGUUUCCAGUACACCUGCCACACGACAGGAUGUGAUCAAUCUCCAGGAGAUGCUCGAUACUAGAUUGCAGCAAACUCAAGCUCGUGAAACGGGAAUCUGUCCCGUCCGGAGAGAACUGUACACCCAGUGUUUCGAUGAACUGAUUCGGCAGGUUACCAUUAACUGUACCGAACGGGGAUUGCUAUUACUGAGAGUACGAGAUGAGAUUGCAAUGUCGAUGGAAGCUUACGAAACCCUGUACUGUAGCUCGGUUUCAUUCGGUAUUCGAAAGGCCCUCCAAGCUCAAGAGGGAAAAGAAAAACUACAGGAAAGAAUUCUACUGCUGGAGAAGGAGAAGGAUACACUCGAAAGCUCCAUAAGCGACAUGACCAUUAAGGCUGAUCAAGCAGAAAGAAGGAAUGCUGAAUUGAGAGCAUCGGAAGAGAAGAAACAUGCGGAGGAAAUUGCGUUCCUGAAAAAGACCAACUCACAAUUGAAGGCACAACUAGAAGGAAUUAUCGCUCCGAAGAAAUAAAGAUACACAACCCUUCAUAGAAAAUUAGCCAUACCAAAAUCUCACUUUUAUUUAACUAACUGAAGAAAUGCAAUUGUUUUCAACAACUUCAUUGUAGG
Messenger RNA from Malaya genurostris, 1020 nucleotides. It is a transcript of the gene Dnali1, whose product is annotated as putative inner dynein arm light chain, axonemal. The record is from RefSeq and is a predicted model, not a curated record. Bases 173 to 922 code for a protein of 249 amino acids. Gene Ontology annotation, molecular function: dynein heavy chain binding. NCBI's taxonomy places the organism in Eukaryota, Metazoa, Arthropoda, Insecta, Diptera, Culicidae. Gene Ontology annotation, cellular component: filopodium; axoneme. The transcript has 2 exons.